AUGAAUCCUGUUCCACCUCAACAGAGACCAACUGCUUUCUCCAGUUUACACCGACCACAAACUCAACCAAAGACUGCCCAGGAAGCAUUAGGCAUUUCAGCAUAUCCUGAAAGCUUAAACAUGCCCCAAAAGCAGGACCUACAGCCAACGACAGUUUCUUACUGUGGCUUAGGGGACUUCACUCCACCAACUAAUCCCUAUUUGUGGCUUGGUGGAGUAAACAAUUCUCCACCUGGAUUUCCUAUUCCAGAAAUGAGUUGGUUUUCCCAAGACGACACCCUGAAGAUGAGACCUCCAUUUUCCUACGCUUCUCUGAUUGCCUUGGCAAUUAAAAGUACUUCACAAAAGAAACUAACACUCAACCAAAUCUAUGAUUAUGUCUUAGACAACUACCCAUACUACAAGAAGGAUAAAGCAGGCUGGCAAAACUCUAUUCGGCACAACCUGUCCUUAAAUGACUGCUUUAAGAAGGUCCCAAGAGAAGAAAGUGACCCAGGAAAGGGACACUACUGGAUCGUUGAUCCAAACUGCGAAAAAGAUUUUGAUAAUGGUAAUUUCCGCAGAAAAAGAAAGUCUAAAAAACUGAAGACUGUCGAUGACCAGGCAAUCAUAAAUGAGAACAGUAAAGAAACUUCCUCUAUACAAAAUUCGCCUUCCUCAAACAAAGGGCUUUCAUCCCAGGACAGAAGUGUUUCUCCUCCAGCUGUCACGUAUACACCUUGUCUACGCAAUUUUUAUAACCGCGUGUCCUCCCUGGAUUCCAGUUCUGCAAAUGGACAGAUGCCAUUGGACCUAGUUUCGGAAGUAACACAAAGAAACAUUACAGGGUUCGGCAGUUUUACACAGAAUACUUUAAUGGAACCAUCUGCACAUGUGCAAGACAGUGGACUAUUUUAUAACAGUGCCCCUUAUUAUAAUACCUUCUCUUCCACCAUUCAAAGUCAAGCAAUGCAGUCACAAUUUCUUCGUCCAUUUCAAACCCCUCCAUCCCCUCUUUACUCUGGAAUAUACUGA
Pelobates fuscus (common spadefoot toad) is the source of this 1014-nucleotide messenger RNA. RefSeq names its product forkhead box protein I1c-like. Gene Ontology annotation, molecular function: RNA polymerase II cis-regulatory region sequence-specific DNA binding; DNA-binding transcription factor activity, RNA polymerase II-specific. The transcript has 3 exons. Gene Ontology annotation, biological process: anatomical structure morphogenesis; regulation of transcription by RNA polymerase II; cell differentiation. NCBI's taxonomy places the organism in Eukaryota, Metazoa, Chordata, Amphibia, Anura, Pelobatidae. The record is from RefSeq and is a predicted model, not a curated record. The coding region runs from base 1 to 1014 and encodes 337 amino acids.